AUGACCACAUCGAGCCCUGACCACUCUCGCGCAGUCUCCACCUCCAGUCAGUUUAAUCUACCUAGUCCCGCAAGGUCGACCUUCAAUGAAGAGCCUCACCCAGAAAUUAACGAGCCACUGCAGUAUCACCAUAUGCAAGACCCAGACAUGGCUAAGCGGAUUUCGAGGUUGACUCUAGAAACUACCGGCUCAGCCAAUUCCAACAACGAACCCUCGACCCAGCACAUACGGCACAGUUUCCUCGGCGCUGAUUUACAACGUCCCGAUUCAGGCUUCUCGUCUCAAUCAGACCAGAGGGGCAGGACUCUUUCACCUCGUUUAUCGCCCCAACGCCCCAGCUCAAGGCAAUCUCGAUCGCCUGACAGCAGACCAUUGUCCUACGUUGAUCUAUUGAACGUCCCAUACCCUCAACCUGGACCUUCGGGCACCGAAAACCUGGUCAACCAAGGCCUACGUAAUGUUGUGGGUCAAAACGCUUCACUUCUGUCCACUCGAAAGACCCUAGACAUGUACAGAAUGAACGUGAAAAAGACCAACGAUCCUGCUGUGCAGUACGACUUUGCCAUCUUCAUGAUUUCGGCCGCGCAAGAAGAAGGUCUGGAACAAGAUGAUGAAUCGGUGUCUGGCACCUCCCAGAAGUCUGCCAAUCCUCCUGUAAGGUCUGAUCUACUCAAGGAAGCCAAACACAUCCUACAAAAAUUGUCUGAUAGAUCGUAUCCCUUCGCACAAUAUUAUUUAGCCGACGGAUAUGCCUCUGGUCUCUUUAACAAUGGCAAGCCUGACCUUGAGCGUUCAUUUCCCCUGUUCCUGGCCGCUUCGAAACAUGGCCAUGCGGAGGCCAUGUACAGGACAGCUUUGUGUCACGAGUAUGGGUGGGGCUGUCGGGUGGAUGCAGCAAAAGCUGUUCAGUUCUACCAACACGCAGCCUCUAAAAACCAUCCGGGUGCCAUGCUUCGUCUGGGUCGCGCUUGUCUUACAGGCGAGAUGGGGUUGACCAAACGUUAUCGUGAAGGUAUUCGUUGGUUGAAACGCGGUAGUGAAAGUGCGGAUUUGCAGUAUAACCAAGCACCUUAUGAUCUCGCCUGUCUUCAUGAAGAAGGAUACGGUCCCGACGUCUUCAAAGAUGAAUCUUACGCAGCACAACUGUACACCAAGGCAGCUGAUCUCGGCCAUAAAGACGCAUGCUUCAGGCUUGGUGAGGCAUACGAAUAUGGUCAGCUGAACUGUCCGAAAGACCCUUCCUUGUCCAUCCAUUUCUAUACCGGUGCCGCCGAACAAGGUCACCCACAAGCGCAGAUGGCCUUGUGUGCAUGGUAUAUGAUCGGUGUUCCUGAUGUGCUCGAGAAAGAUGAAGCAGAAGCAUAUGAGUGGGCCAAGAAGGCAGCGGAGAACGGUUUACCGAAGGCGCAAUAUACUGUUGGUUACUUUACUGAGAUGGGUAUUGGCUGUCGAAGAGAUCCUCUUGAGGCCAAUGUGUGGUACGUAAGGGCAGCAGAUCAAGGCGAAGAAAGGGCCAAGCACAGAAUUAGUGCCAUCAGAGCGGCCAGUAGUGGUGCAGAUCCAGUUCUUGCGGCCAGGAAAGCCAAGCAAAUGCCUGCUACGACGAAUGGCGACACCACCGCCAAAGGAGAAACAACGAAAGUAGAAGGGGAGAAAAAGAAGAAAUUUGGUCUGUUUUGA
Messenger RNA from Lithohypha guttulata, 1680 nucleotides. RefSeq names its product Chitin synthase 4 (gene CHS4). The transcript has 2 exons. The coding region runs from base 1 to 1680 and encodes 559 amino acids. Gene Ontology annotation, molecular function: protein binding. NCBI's taxonomy places the organism in Eukaryota, Fungi, Ascomycota, Eurotiomycetes, Chaetothyriales, Trichomeriaceae. The record is from RefSeq and is a predicted model, not a curated record.